AUGGCAGAACUCGGCACCAGUCCAGGUCCAGGUCCAACUACUGAUCCAGACCCCAACACCGCCUCAGAUGCCGACACGGUCACCGACACUGACACCGACACUGACACCGCCGCCACCGCUGUUUCCGACCAAAGCAACUCCUGCAACGCCGCCGAUGACUUCCGACUUCCCGGCCCUGACGACGCAAUGGCCGACUUCAUCCAAACUCCUGCUGCACGCCCGAACGACGGCUCCAGGAUCCAGUGUUGCUGCGGUCGCACCGACUGUGUCUAUUUGAGCCAUAGCCGCUCCGUCCUCGAAACGGUCGAAAAGGAUGUCCAUACCGCCGCCAAGCUGGGCAAGGCCCUUCUUGCUCGCCAUGAGGCAUACAUGGCCGACGCCGAACGAGACCGCAUGUCAUUGACCACCCGCAUAGAACAGCUGGAAUCCGAAAAGGUGGAGCUGCAGGCCGAGAACGCGAGGACCGUCGAGGAGAACCGCUCCCUGCUCGACCAACUCGAAAUGCUCAACACCACCGUCCAGGACGCGGACAUCCGCAUCCAGACCCUCGAGGCGACCUUGCUGUCCUCCCACCAGGCGGUGCGUCGCCUCGAGGGUGCGGCCGCCCGCGCCGCCGAGAUGGAACGGCACAUUGCACUCCUCGAGCAGGAGCAGCUCCGCCUGCAAAACACCCUCAUAACCACCGAGUCCGAGGCCCGUUCCGCAAUGCAGCGGUGGAGAAAGGCCGAGAGGGGCAUCUCCGACCUGCAGGAGCAGCUGGAGCGCAUGGAAAAGGAGGCCAAGGAAGAGCGCGAACGCCACGUCGAGGUCCUCAGUCGCAUGGAGCGCCAGCGUGAGAUGGAAAAAGAGCUCAACACCGCCGCCGGGCGCCUCAAGGGGGCUGCCGCGGCCAAGUCUCUCACCUCGGACAAACCCGCCAGCAGCGUCGUCUCCCACUUUGUCCGUGACCUCCUGCAGGACAAUGCGAACCUGCAGCUAGGCAUAGCCGAGCUGCGGGAGAUGCUCAUCAACUCCAACGACGAGAUCCAGGCUAUGCGGGACCAGCUGAUGUGCCACCAGCCCAUCGGCGACGAGGACGCCGGCGCCGGCGCCCCAUCAACGCUACGCGCGGAAAUCGGCCCAGACCCCCGCGAGAUGGCCCAGCACAUCUCCCAGGAGCUUCAUAUUCACCACCACUACCACGUCGCGGAAAAGACCAAACCCAGGAAGAAACGCCACAGCCUGAACCCGGCCGUGUUCCCGCCCGCCAGCGUCUCGCGGUCCUCGACGCCGCCGCCGGCCGCAUGGCGACCCGCUCCUUCGCCGAUGACUCCUCUGGCGGCUUCCCACUCCCACAACGGCUCGACAUCGACCAUCUCGAUGCCGUCCAACCGAUGGUCCGUCUUUUCGGAACAACCCUCCGAGUUCGCGCUUUCGUCCGUCCCUAGUUCGCCGCAGUCGAACCCCCGUCAUUCCAUGUUCGACAGGCCGGUGUUCGAGACCGACAUGCCUAUGUCGCCGACGACGAGCUUGGACCCUACCUCGCCGACGUGCAAGCUCUCGCACAGAAAUCGCCCGUCGGAAGCGUCGAUCCGGAGCUUCUCAGUGCCCCCCAAGCUCCUUAGUGUGGCUUCGCCGGCACCACCAGUAGCGCCCACCUUGCAUGUGGCUCAGCACAUUUCGUCCACGAUCGAGGAAGAAAGGGAAGAGAACGGUCCUGAAGAAGCGCCGGAUCUUUUGCCGACCAACGACGACCACAUCGAGACCGAGACCGAGACAGAAACCGAAACGGAAGUCUCCUUCUCCAAGUACGAGGAGCUGCCACCGCGACGUUUGCACCGCGCCGUUUCCCACGAAUCCAUCAUAUCCUUGUCAGGGGGACUGGACAUUCACACUCUCAAAGUACGGCCAAGUCAACUGACAUUUCGCCCGCUGGGUGGGGCUGAAGCCGUGUUUACUGGCGUCACGGCACGUUCAACUAUAUCACGGGGCAGCGACAAGCGUAGCGACGUUUUGCUGCGCGAUAGUCUCGCCGGCAGGCCUGUGUCGAGGAUGGUGUCGACGCCCAUCCGGAGCGCUUCGCCGGGGAGCACGCAUUCGCAGUAUUCUCAAAAUUCGAGCGGCCUGGGCAGAUGGGUCAGCUGGCGGCCAUGGACAGGAGGAGGUUCGGCAGCGUCAGCAUCCCGGGCGACGACACCGACAGCGGCCCAAGGCGCCGGGAAGGAAAAGGACAAGGACGUCGUUAGAGCGCCGGGCAUCAACCAGCCCGGCGCCAUUCCCGGCUUCCAAGAGUACCUGGCGGCUCACCAACGCCGCGGCCCCCCGAGCAAGGUGCUGCCUGACGUAAUCGACGUCGAUGCGCUGCGAGACGGUCUAGAAGGGGGAUUGUAA
Messenger RNA from Colletotrichum graminicola M1.001, 2370 nucleotides. RefSeq lists its product as uncharacterized. Bases 1 to 2370 code for a protein of 789 amino acids. NCBI's taxonomy places the organism in Eukaryota, Fungi, Ascomycota, Sordariomycetes, Glomerellales, Glomerellaceae. The record is from RefSeq and is a predicted model, not a curated record. The transcript is spliced from 2 exons.